This is a messenger RNA of Arabidopsis thaliana (thale cress), 7577 nucleotides long. RefSeq names its product neuroblastoma-amplified sequence protein. The coding region runs from base 238 to 7428 and encodes 2396 amino acids. The record is from RefSeq and is marked reviewed. Lineage: Eukaryota; Viridiplantae; Streptophyta; Magnoliopsida; Brassicales; Brassicaceae. The transcript is spliced from 14 exons. Gene Ontology annotation, cellular component: endoplasmic reticulum membrane; vacuole. Gene Ontology annotation, biological process: retrograde vesicle-mediated transport, Golgi to endoplasmic reticulum.
ACUUUCUCUGCUCGUCGGCGAAGUUCACAUUCACCGGUCGUAUAGUGUCUUCGUCUCCUUCCUCGUGAAAUUUGUUCAUCACAGUCUCUACAGUCACCACCAUAGGAGGUCGUACCGCCGGAUCUUCGCCACACCAUUAAUUUCUGCGUUCUCUCUUCUCAAUUCGCCGCCGAUCUCUCUGAGCGUAAUUACCAAAUCGUGCUUAGAAACUGCUGUGAGGAUCGAUCUCGAUUGAUCAUGGAAAGUCCUGGAAGAAAAGUUUUGUAUGAGAUACGUCAUCAUGCUUCAUUGCCUUAUGUUCCUAGAUAUCCUCCUCUUCCUCAGGCAGAUGGAACUAAUUCGAAAGGAGGACUUCGGUCACUUGUUUCCAUCAAAGGUGUUAGUCAACUCAAGGAAAAGUGGAGUGAAUACUGGAAUCCGAAAAAAACUAAUAAGCCGGUGUCGUUAUUUAUUUCACCAAGAGGAGAACUUGUGGCUGUCACUUCUGGAAAUCACGUUACUAUCUUGCGAAAGGAUGAUGAUUACAGGAAACCUUGUGGCAAUUUUACAUCCAGCAUAUCAGGUUCAUUUACUUCUGGAGUAUGGUCCGAAAAACAUGAUGUUCUUGGUCUUGUGGAUGAUAGUGAGACCCUCUUUUUCAUCAGAGCUAAUGGCGAAGAAAUAAGUCAGGUCACAAAAAGAAACUUGAAGGUUUCUGCACCAGUAUUAGGAUUAAUGGAGGACGACUCUGAUUUGCAACCAUCAUGCUUGUGUUCGUUCAGUAUACUUACGUCAGAUGGACGUAUUCAUCAUGUCGAGAUCAGUAGGGAGCCAAGUGCUUCUGCCUUUUCCAAGCAUGCUUCAAAUAGUGUCUCAAAGCAAUUCCCCAACCACGUUUUCUGCUUUGAUUACCAUCCAGAUCUUUCUUUUCUUCUCAUUGUUGGUAGUGUUGCAGGCAUAUCAUCGUCAGGGAGUUCUGGUUCAUCGUGUAUCUCGCUUUGGCGUAAGUGUCAGAAUUUAGGUCUGGAAUUGUUGUCCACCACAAAGUUUGAUGGCGUGUAUUGUGAGAACAAAGAUGAUCAGUUGGCAUAUCCAAAGACUUUAAUCUCCCCUCAAGGGUCACAUGUUGCAAGUCUUGAUAGCAAUGGGUGCGUGCAUAUUUUCCAGUUAGAUAAAGCAAGAUUGACACUUUCGUGCUGUCCUUCUGAAGACAGUUCUGAUUCACUGAAGCCAGAUAAGUCGCUACAAAGUUGGAAAGAAAGUUUAAGAAAUGUCGUAGAUUUUACUUGGUGGUCUGAUCACGCCCUUGCAAUUUUGAAAAGGAGCGGUAACAUUAGUAUAUUUGACAUCAGUAGGUGUGUUAUAGUUCAAGAGGAUGCUACCAUUUAUUCUAUGCCUGUCGUGGAAAGAGUUCAGAAAUAUGAAGGACACAUUUUUCUUUUAGAAAGUUCAACACAGGAAGCAAAAUCAGCUCUGGCCAAUGUUGACAGGGACGCAAGUGAAUUUCAUCAUACUAGUGAGCAUAGUAUGUUAUGGAGGCUAAUAUCAUUUACUGAGAAAACAAUUCCUGAAAUGUAUAAAAUCUUAGUUGAGAAAUGCCAAUAUCAAGAAGCGUUAGAUUUCUCUGAUAGUCAUGGCUUGGACAGAGAUGAAGUUUUCAAGUCAAGAUGGUUGAAGUCAGAAAAAGGAGUCAGUGAUGUGAGCACGAUUCUAUCAAAGAUAAAAGAUAAAGCUUUUGUGCUCUCCGAAUGCUUAGAUAGAAUUGGGCCAACAGAAGAUUCCAUGAAGGCCUUACUUGCGCAUGGACUUUAUCUAACCAAUCACUAUGUAUUUGCUAAAUCUGAAGAUCAAGAAUCCCAACAACUUUGGGAAUUUCGUUUGGCUAGGCUUCGUCUAUUACAGUUUAGUGAAAGGCUUGACACCUAUUUGGGGAUAAGCAUGGGCAGAUACCCACUCAGGCAAGUUUCAUCUGAUAUCACCAAGCUCUUUGCAUAUGGGUUCUGCAUUUCAGAAUUUUCGGAUUACAGAAAAUUUCGGAGUAAUCCUAUCAAUCAGGCUGCUAUUUCACUUGCUGAGAGCGGGAGAAUAGGAGCCUUAAACCUGCUAUUUAAGCGGCAUCCUUAUUCACUUGUUUCGUUUAUGCUGCAAAUUUUGGCAGCUAUUCCUGAAACAGUCCCUGUUGAAACGUAUGCACAUCUUCUUCCGGGAAAAUCUCCUCCAACCAGUAUGGCAGUGAGAGAAGAAGAUUGGGUUGAAUGUGAGAAGAUGGUUAAGUUUAUUAAUAACUUGCCGGAGAAUGGCAAGAAUGAUUCUCUGAUUCAAACUGAGCCAAUUGUUAGAAGGUGUUUGGGGUAUAAUUGGCCAUCAUCAGAAGAACUUGCUGCAUGGUACAAAAGUAGAGCUAGAGAUAUUGAUUCGACCACUGGGCUGUUAGACAACUGCAUUUGCUUGAUUGAUAUUGCAUGUCGAAAAGGCAUAUCUGAGUUGGAACAGUUCCAUGAGGAUCUAUCAUACUUGCACCAGAUAAUUUAUUCUGACGAAAUUGGAGGCGAAAUCUGCUUCAGCUUAAGCCUUGCUGGGUGGGAGCAUUUAUCUGAUUAUGAGAAAUUUAAAAUAAUGCUUGAAGGGGUUAAAGCUGAUACUGUGGUUAGAAGAUUGCAUGAGAAGGCAAUUCCAUUUAUGCAGAAAAGGUUUUUGGGGACAAACAACCAGAAUGUGGAGUCCUUUCUAGUUAAAUGGCUGAAGGAGAUGGCAGCAAAAAGUGAUAUGGAUUUAUGCUCAAAAGUUAUUGAUGAAGGGUGCAUUGAUUUAUAUACUGUUUGUUUUUUUAAGGAUGAUGUUGAAGCUGUUGAUUGUGCUCUGCAAUGUUUGUAUCUGUGCAAAGUUACGGAUAAGUGGAAUGUCAUGGCAACAAUGCUAUCAAAGCUACCAAAGAUAAAUGAUAAAGCUGGUGAAGACAUUCAGAGAAGACUCAAACGGGCAGAAGGUCAUAUUGAAGCAGGGAGGCUUUUGGAGUUUUAUCAGGUCCCCAAACCAAUUAACUAUUUUCUUGAGGUUCAUUUGGAUGAAAAAGGUGUAAAGCAGAUUCUUCGACUCAUGCUUUCGAAAUUUGUUCGUCGUCAACCUGGACGAUCUGAUAAUGACUGGGCAUGCAUGUGGCGUGAUCUGCGACAGUUGCAAGAGAAAGCCUUUUAUUUCCUUGAUCUUGAGUUUGUGCUAACAGAAUUCUGUAGAGGACUUCUAAAGGCUGGGAAGUUUUCUCUGGCUAGAAAUUAUCUCAAGGGUACAGGUUCAGUUGCUCUGCCAUCAGAGAAGGCAGAGAGUCUGGUUAUUAAUGCGGCAAAGGAAUACUUCUUCUCUGCUCCGAGCCUUGCUUCUGAAGAAAUAUGGAAAGCAAGGGAGUGCCUGAAUAUAUUUUCUAGUAGCCGGACUGUUAAAGCCGAGGACGAUAUCAUUGAUGCAGUUACCGUUAGGCUUCCAAAGCUUGGGGUUAGUCUCUUACCAGUGCAGUUCAAACAAGUAAAAGACCCAAUGGAGAUUAUUAAGAUGGCAAUCACGGGCGAUCCUGAGGCUUAUCUACAUGGUGAAGAGCUUAUUGAGGUUGCUAAACUUCUUGGGUUGAAUUCUUCAGAAGAUAUAUCAUCUGUGAAAGAAGCUAUUGCUAGAGAAGCUGCAAUUGCAGGGGAUAUGCAGCUGGCUUUUGAUCUAUGCCUUGUUCUAACCAAAGAGGGGCAUGGUCCCAUUUGGGAUUUAGGUGCUGCAAUAGCAAGAAGUCCUGCACUUGAACACAUGGAUAUAAGUUCUAGAAAGCAGUUGCUUGGUUUUGCUUUGGGUCACUGUGAUGAUGAAUCGAUUAGUGAGUUAUUGCACGCAUGGAAAGAUUUUGACCUGCAAGGCCAGUGCGAGACUCUGGGAAUGUUAUCUGAGUCGAAUUCUCCUGAGUUUCAAAAGAUGGACGGUGUUUCUUGUCUUACUGAUUUCCCUCAAAUGCUUGAUGGACUAAGCAGUGAUCAACAACUAGAUUUGGAUAGAGCCAAAGAUUCAAUUUCUUGUGUUGCUAAGGAUAUGCCGGUUGAUGAUAGCGUGGACUUGGAAUCUCUGCUAAAGGAAAAUGGGAAGCUUUUCUCAUUUGCUGCUUCACAUCUUCCUUGGUUGCUUAAGCUGGGAAGAAAUAGGAAACUGGAUAAAAGUCUAGUGCUUGAUUCAAUUCCUGGAAAGCAGUUUGUCAGCAUAAAAGCAACUGCUCUAAUUACCAUUCUUUCCUGGCUGGCAAAGAAUGGUUUUGCGCCAAAAGAUGAGCUGAUAGCCAUGAUUACAGACUCCAUCAUCGAACAUCCGGUAACAAAAGAGGAAGACGUCAUAGGAUGCUCCUUUCUGUUGAAUCUGGUAGAUGCAUCUAAUGCAGUAGAAGUUAUAGAGAAGCAGUUGAGAAUAAGGGGGAACUACCAAGAAAUUCGAAGUAUCAUGAGUCUAGGGAUGAUAUACAGUUUGCUACAUGACUCUGGGGUAGAGUGCACAGCUCCCAUCCAGAGGAGAGAACUGCUACAGAAGAACUUUGAGAGAAAGCAAACAGAAAGUCUCGCUGAUGAUAUGAGCAAGAUCGACAAACUUCAAUCAACUUUUUGGAAGGAAUGGAAGCAUAAAUUAGAGGAAAAAAUGCAUGAUGCUGACCGUUCUAGGAUGCUGGAGAGAAUCAUUCCUGGGGUUGAGACUGAAAGGUUUUUGUCUCAUGAUAUUGAAUACAUUAAGGUUGCUGUUUUCUCUCUCAUUGAAUCUGUGAAAUCAGAGAAGAAGCUGAUUUUGAAGGAUGUACUAAAAUUAGCUGAUACAUAUGGCUUGAAGCAAUCAGAGGUGAUAUUAAGGUAUUUAAGCUCUAUCCUUUGCUCUGAGAUUUGGACAAAUGAGGACAUCACGGCUGAAAUUUUACAAGUCAAGGAAGAAAUACUCACCUUUGCUUCAGACACCAUAGAAACCAUAAGCACAAUCGUGUACCCAGCAGCUAGUGGUCUUAACAAACAACGCCUUGCUUACAUAUAUAGCCUCCUUUCUGAAUGCUAUUGUCAUUUGGCAGAAAGCAAGGAAGCAUCAUUGUUGGUUCAACCGAAUUCUUCCUUUGCUGGGUUAUCAAAUUGGUAUAACGUCCUUAAGCAAGAGUGCAGUAGAGUGUCAUUUAUCAAAGAUUUGGAUUUCAAAAAUAUUUCAGAAUUGGGAGGUUUGAAUUUUGACAGCUUCAACAAUGAAGUCCAUGCGCACAUCAAUGAGAUGAACUUGGAAGCUUUGGCCAAAAUGGUAGAAACUCUAAGUGGCUUAUCCAUGGAAAAUUCGUCCAAGGGUCUCAUUUCCUGUCAAGAUGUCUACAAACAAUAUAUUAUGAAUUUGUUAGAUACAUUGGAGAGUAGAAGAGAUCUUGAUUUUGGAAGUGCAGAGAGUUUCCAGGGCUUCCUCGGUCAACUUGAGAAGACAUAUGACCACUGUAGAGUAUAUGUCAGAAUCUUGGAACCUUUGCAGGCUGUGGAAAUCCUGAAACGGCAUUUCACGUUAGUUCUACCGCCAAAUGGUUCCUAUAUGCACAUCCCUGAUAGUUCUACAUGGCAAGAAUGUCUUAUCUUACUGAUUAACUUUUGGAUAAGAUUAGCUGAUGAGAUGCAAGAGGUAAAAUCAUCUAAUCCAAGUUUGGUGGAGAAUCUUACCUUGAGCCCUGAAUGCAUUAGCAGCUGUUUUACUCUACUCAUAAAACUUGUAAUGUAUGACAGUCUGUCCCCAAGUCAGGCUUGGGCUGCAAUACUUGUCUACCUUAGAUCUGGCUUGGUUGGUGAUUGUGCCACUGAAAUCUUCAAUUUCUGCAGAGCCAUGGUCUUCUCUGGUUGUGGAUUCGGGCCCAUUUCUGAUGUCUUCUCAGAUAUGUCCUCUCGGUAUCCAACAGCUUUGCAGGAUCUUCCACACCUGUAUUUGAGUGUCCUUGAACCUAUUUUACAAGAUUUGGUAUCUGGGGCUCCUGAAACACAAAAUCUUUACCGGCUGCUCUCUUCUCUUAGUAACUUGGAAGGCAACCUGGAAGAACUGAAACGUGUCAGGCUUGUAGUCUGGAAACAACUCGUAAUAUUUUCUGAGAACCUGGAGUUGCCAAGUCAAGUUCGCGUCUACUCCUUAGAGCUUAUGCAGUUCAUCUCGGGUAAGAAUAUCAAGGGCUCAUCGUCUGAGCUACAAUCAAACGUUAUGCCAUGGGACGGUUCGGCUGAGUUACUAUCAUCUAUGCAGAAGACUGAAGCCGCGCUUAACCAAGCGUUGCCUGACCAGGCUGAUGGCUCUAGCAGGCUCACAAACACUCUGGUUGCACUUAAAUCAUCUCAGGUCGCUGUAGCAGCCAUCUCUCCAGGCCUAGAGAUCUCCCCGGAGGAUUUAUCUACUGUUGAGACAUCUGUUUCUUGCUUCUCUAAACUCUCUGCUGCUGUUACUACAGCUUCACAAGCUGAAGCUCUUUUGGCUAUUUUGGAAGGAUGGGAAGAGCUGUUUGAAGCUAAGAACGCCGAACUAUUGCCAUCUAAUGAGGCAACCGACCAAGGAAACGACUGGGGUGAUGAUGAUUGGAAUGAUGGAUGGGAAACACUGCAGGAAUCAGAACCCGUGGAGAAAGUAAAAAAAGAAUGCGUAGUCUCAGCUCAUCCUUUACAUUCUUGCUGGCUGGAUAUUUUCAGAAAGUACAUUGCAUUGUCCAUGCCCGAAAAUGUACUACAACUAAUAGAUGGUUCUCUUCAGAAGCCUGAAGAGGUGAUAAUUGAAGAAACUGAAGCAGAAAGCCUGACCGGGAUCUUAGCCAGGACCGACCCAUUUCUCGCACUAAAGAUUUCUCUUUUGUUACCCUACAAACAGAUCAGAUCUCAGUGUCUCAGUGUUGUUGAAGAACAAUUGAAGCAAGAAGGCAUUCCGGAGUUAUCGAGUCAGAGCCAUCAUGAAGUUCUUCUCCUGGUUAUAUAUUCUGGGACUCUCUCAACGAUCAUCUCCAAUGCUUGCUACGGCUCAGUCUUCUCCUUCCUCUGUUAUCUGAUUGGAAAGCUAUCUCGAGAAUUCCAAGAAGAGCGGAUAACACAAGCUGACAACAGAGAAUCGAAUGCAAGUUCCGAGAGUCGGUUUAUAUCAUGUUUUGGGCAACUCAUGUUCCCCUGUUUUGUCUCAGGGCUUGUUAAGGCAGAUCAGCAGAUAUUAGCGGGGUUUUUGGUGACCAAGUUCAUGCACAGUAACCCAUCUCUUAGUCUGAUUAAUGUUGCAGAGGCAAGUCUGCGGAGAUACUUGGAUAAGCAGCUCGAAUCUUUGGAGCAUUUGGAGGAUUCGUUUGCCGAGAGCUCAGACUUUGAAACACUGAAGAAUACAGUCUCAAGCCUAAGAGGCACUUCAAAGGAAGUUAUACGAUCUGCGUUAGCUUCUCUCUCUAAUUGUACAAACAGCAGAUGAUUUGACAAUGGAGGCUUUUUCUGUGGCGAAACGGUCACAAAAAGGGAGUAGUACAUAGGAGAGGGUAAAUCUGUUUAUGCGUUUUUACGUGGUUAAUAUAGUUUUUUUUAACGUUAUUUUCGACAAGAAAACUGUUUUUGAGGUACCCC